This is a messenger RNA of Phlebotomus argentipes, 1149 nucleotides long. RefSeq names its product mitochondrial inner membrane protease ATP23 homolog. The record is from RefSeq and is a predicted model, not a curated record. Lineage: Eukaryota; Metazoa; Arthropoda; Insecta; Diptera; Psychodidae. The coding region runs from base 184 to 927 and encodes 247 amino acids. Gene Ontology annotation, cellular component: extrinsic component of mitochondrial inner membrane. Gene Ontology annotation, molecular function: metalloendopeptidase activity. Gene Ontology annotation, biological process: mitochondrial proton-transporting ATP synthase complex assembly; mitochondrial protein processing. The transcript is spliced from 3 exons.
CUCUUGUCAUGUCCAACCCGGUGAUUUUUAUAGGGUUGCAGAUUGUCUUAUGCAAUUUCGUGUGGUGUUUGAGAAACCAAGAAACCAAAAUUCCUUCAUAACUGCGGCAAUUAAGGAUAAUUGUAUCGUCUAGUGGUGUGAGAGUGCGUAGCAAUCCACUGAAGACCAAAUAAAUCCACCAGAAUGAGUGAAGAUUUGAGGGAUCCGCCAAAACCAGAGGAAGAAAGCUCUAAGUGGGGUUAUGAUCUCUAUCCGGAAAGGAGAGGCGAAAAAUACAAGACGAGCUGGGGAAAGGUGCUGUUUGGCGUGGAGGGACGUGAAAACAUGGACAAACUCAAGUGCGAGCGGAACGUCUUCAAGUGCGUGAAGAACAGCCCGCUGGUGAAACUGAUGAUGGGCGCUCUGAGGAGCUCCGGCUGCCCAAUAGACAUCCGGAGGCACUUUUCGUGCGAAGUGUGUGCCCACUCCGUGACCGGCGGCUACGAUCCCAUCCUCAAUCAGAUCGUCAUAUGCCAGAACAGCGCCCGCAGCGAAGGAAUGGUCCAGGGCGUGCUCACGCACGAGCUCAUCCACAUGUUCGACUACUGUCGCAACGAGCUGGACUUCCAGAACAUCGAUCAUCUGGCGUGCACGGAGAUCCGGGCGGCCAAUCUGGCGCACUGCUCCUUCCUCAGCGCCUGGUCGCAGGGCGAUGCGUCGCCGUUCAACGUGAAGGAGGCGCACCAGAACUGCGUGAAGACCAAGGCGCUGGCCUCGGUGAUGGCCGUGCGCAGGGUGACGAAAGAUGAGGCCAUCAACGCGAUAGAGAGAGUCUUUCCCAAGUGCUAUGCGGAUCUGGAGCCGAUCGGGCGGCGAAUCCGGAGAAACUCCAAAGAUAUGCACAACGCCUUCCUCGAGGGUCCAAUGAAUGGCUAUGAUGUGUAUUAAAUCGGGUUUCACCAGUAUUUUCCCAUUAUUUUCAAUAGAGAGAAAAUAUUAGGAUCAUUUAGCCGAGACACAUUUUUCAAUAUAGUGAAAUUAGAAGAGCCUUCUGUCGGUGCGGCCAUGUUGGAAGUGACAGCUGAAUAAGAAGCGUCCCUAGAGAAAACUAAAUAUUUCUGUAAGUAUCAAGAGAGAAAAGUAUGAUUUUACCAUUAGAACAAAGUCUUU